UGUGCGUGCGUGAGGUGUGCGUGUGUGUGUGUGUGUGUGUGUGUGUGUGUGUGAGCGAGAGACACGGGAGCUCAUGAGAAGACUGGCUCGCGCGGCUGGAUCUCGUCUGGAGCUGUGAGGCAGGAGGAGGAGGAGCGCGUGCGGCAUCAUGGCCCUGAGCCGCAGCGUGGAGCUCGAGCACUUUGACGAGCGCGACAAAGCGCGGCGUUCCGCGCGCGCCUCAGCCUCCGCCGCCUCGGGCACGGGCUCUCCGAGCGGCUCUCGCGCGAGCAGCCUGGCGCCCAGCCCCGCGCACAGCGCCAACUGCAGCUUCUACCGCACGCGCACGCUGCGCGCGCUCACCUCGGAGAAGCGUGCGCGCAAGGUGCGCUUCUACCGCAAUGGAGACCGCUACUUCACGGGGCUCGUGUACGCCGUGUCCGCGGACCGCUUCCGCUCGCUGGACGCACUGCUGGCCGAGCUGACGCGCGCGCUCUCAGACAGCCUGCACCUGCCGCAGGGCGUGCGCACCAUCUACACUAUGGACGGGGCGAAGAAGGUCACGAGCCUGGACGAGCUGGCGGAGGGUGAGGGCUAUGUCUGUGCGUCUAAUGAACCCUACAAGAAGGUGGACUACACCAAGAACGUGAACCCUAACUGGGGCUCUCGGAUGGCUGGGACAGGGACCGGGACGGGGCGGCAGGGCUCAGGCGGAGGCCAGAGCAGGGAGAGUAAAGACUUCAUCAAGCCCAAGCUGGUGACAGUGAUCCGCAGUGGGGUGAAGCCACGCAAGGCCGUCAGGGUGCUGCUGAACAAAAAGACGGCUCACUCGUUCGAGCAGGUGCUGGCUGACAUCACAGAGGCUAUUAAACUGGACUCCGGAGCUGUGAAGAAGCUCUACACUCUGGAUGGGAAGCAGCUGACAAGCCUUCAGGAUUUUUUUGGAGACGAUGACGUGUUCAUCGCGUGCGGCCUUGAGAAGUUCCGUUAUGCCCAGGACGAUGCUGCGAUUGGACACGCGGGGAAACCUUCUGCUGCUGCGUUCGUCAAUGAGUGUAAGAUGAAAUCGUCAAAGUCAUCUGCUCCUGUUAAAUACGCUGUUCCCAAAGGCUCUGGUGUGAACAGGUCAAAAUCACCUGUGUCAGGCAGUGACGGUACAGGAGGUCAGACCCCAAGAGUAAAGUCAUCAAAGACCCCGACCAGCCCAGGCAGUCAGCACAGCCUGAAAAUUUCCUCCCGCCAUGUAUCUCCCUCCCCUCCCCCCUCAGAAGAGCUCAAUGGAGCAGAGGACCUGAGCCCAGAAGUUAAUGGGAAUAAGGUGCAGUCCUCCAUCAUCACUGAUAAAUACAAAGUGGGGAAAGUCAUCGGAGAUGGAAAUUUUGCUGUGGUUAAAGAGUGUGUGGAGAGGGCCACUGGGCAGGAAUAUGCUCUGAAGAUCAUAGACAAGGCUAAAUGCAGUGGCAAGGAGCACCUGAUAGCCAAUGAGGUGGCAAUACUGCGACGCGUCCGGCACCCUAGCAUCAUUAUGCUAAUUGAAGAGGUGGACACACCUACUGAGCUCUACUUGGUUAUGGAGCUUGUUAAGGGAGGAGAUCUAUUUGAUGCCAUCACCUCGUCCACAAAGUACACAGAGAGAGAUGCCAGUGCUAUGGUCUACAAUCUGACCGGAGCACUCAGAUACCUACACCGCAUGAGCAUAGUGCACAGAGAUAUCAAACCAGAGAAUCUACUGGUGUGUGAAUAUCCGGACGGCACAAAGUCUCUGAAGCUGGGAGACUUCGGGCUGGCUACUGUAGUGGAAGGACCGCUCUAUACUGUCUGUGGAACACCCACCUAUGUGGCACCAGAGAUUAUCGCAGAGACAGGGUACGGUUUAAAGGUGGAUAUCUGGGCAGCGGGGGUCAUCACAUACAUCCUGCUGUGUGGGUUUCCUCCAUUCCGCAGUGAGAGGAACCAACAGGAGGAGCUGUUUGAACAGAUUUUGCUGGGCAGACUGGAGUUCCCCUCACCUUACUGGGACAACAUCAGCGAGAGUGCCAAGGACUUGAUUGGUAAGAUGCUGCAGGUGAAUGUGAGUGCGCGCUACACAGCAGAGGAAGUCUUGUCACAUCCAUGGGUUCUGGACGAUACUGCACUGGAGAACAAUACGACCUGUGAGACACCAGAUGCAGAACACACAAAUGACAGCACAGGAACAGAAGCACAGUUGGAUCAGCUGCAAGGCAAUGAGCAAAGCUCGACAUAGAUGGAGAUACUCUGGAGGAUCAGCAGAAGAGAAGCCCUGCUCGCUCAGCCAAAGCUUAAAGGAAUACUUCAACCAGAAAUGCUAACAUGGCUAAAAUGAACGAAGGCUAAUCUGGGACUAAUACUUAUUUUCCUCCCACUAGCUUUCAUUCAAUAGCAGAACCAGCAGUUUUGAGUGAAGUAUACCUUUAAACGCAACGCUCUGCAAAAUCUAAUGAGCUGCGACCACCAGACCAGCAAAACCCCUCUAAACCUCCCUUCUAUCCUCUUGUAAUUGUCCCCUAUGCUCUCUCCAUUCAUGUCUUUCAACCUUCUUCUCAUUCAACUCUGUCCUUCUUCUCUUGUCCUCUCCACCCCCACACUCCCCACUUUAAUUCUCUCCUGUCUCUUUUCUCCUUGAUUGCUAUGUAUCAGAUGUCUCAGAGGAUGAGUGCUGGUCACCACUCAAGUGCCCCAUUAACUGCAGCUUUAAUGUCAUAUUUAAAUGAAUUAGUUAAUAUGCUUUUUCUCAGUUACUGUUGUGGGCUUUUAGAGAAAAGGAACACCUUAAAGGAAUAAUCUAGUGUUUUUUCAACCCAUCUCCAUUUCUGCAUCUGUUUUGUAUUGUUUAUUACAACAGACAAUAAUUUUGAUGUGUUUUCCAGUAAUUAGAAAAAAACAGAAAACCUGUUGAAUCAAAACACAUGUAUCUUGGAAGACAUCGGGCUGUUGCUGAAAACGUGUGAAAUGCAUGCACAUAAAAUGCAAAUUCAACACUACAACCAUUGUACUUUAACAAUACAGGGGCCUGAAUUCUAAAUUUCAUGCUAAAUUCGUUCUGAAGAUAAUUUCGCAUUUGUGUACAAUUGCUUACUGCAAACUGUAAUGGCUAUAGAACUUGGGCCCUUCAGUUUGUAAGUCAGACCAUAAACCUGCAUUCAUCUAUGCACAUUUUCAGGUCCUGGCCAUUUUUUUAAAGUCACUACUUACAUUUUCAUAUAUGACCAUUUUAAAGUUAAUACUUGAGCCUAUGGCAACUCCACCCACAUCAAUACAUAGAUAAUGUAUUGCCACAGAUU
Colossoma macropomum (tambaqui) is the source of this 3281-nucleotide messenger RNA. Its product is annotated as serine/threonine-protein kinase DCLK2. The coding region runs from base 149 to 2224 and encodes 691 amino acids. NCBI's taxonomy places the organism in Eukaryota, Metazoa, Chordata, Actinopteri, Characiformes, Serrasalmidae. Gene Ontology annotation, biological process: protein phosphorylation; intracellular signal transduction. The record is from RefSeq and is a predicted model, not a curated record. The transcript is spliced from 16 exons. Gene Ontology annotation, cellular component: microtubule cytoskeleton. Gene Ontology annotation, molecular function: protein kinase activity; ATP binding.